AUGGUGAACACUAGUAGGCAAGAUUGGUCUCGAAAGCUCGAUGAUGCCUUAUGGACAUAUCAGAUUGCUUUUAAGACACCUACCAACAUGUCAUCGUAUCAGUUAUUCUAUGGAAAAGCACGUCACUUACCGAUAGAGAUGGAGCUCAAGGCUUUAUGGGCACUCAAAAGGUUAAAUCUAAAUUUAAAAGAGGCAGUGGAGCUAAGACUUGGGCAACUGAAUGAGAUGGAUGAAUUCCGUCUUGGGGAUUAUGAAAGGGUGAUAUGGCUUCCAAAAGAAGCAUGGGCAAAGACAACAUCCACAUCUCAGAAGGGACAGAAAAAAGAACGGAAGGAGAAAUUUUCUUAUCCUCUCUUCAAGGGCCUGGGCGCACUUUUGGUAUUAAAUGGGUCUUAG
Messenger RNA from Capsicum annuum, 396 nucleotides. RefSeq lists its product as uncharacterized. The record is from RefSeq and is a predicted model, not a curated record. Gene Ontology annotation, molecular function: nucleic acid binding. Bases 1 to 396 code for a protein of 131 amino acids. NCBI's taxonomy places the organism in Eukaryota, Viridiplantae, Streptophyta, Magnoliopsida, Solanales, Solanaceae. The transcript is spliced from 2 exons.